Prorocentrum cordatum is the source of this 381-nucleotide messenger RNA. NCBI's taxonomy places the organism in Eukaryota, Dinophyceae, Prorocentrales, Prorocentraceae. The record is from the annotation of a GenBank genome assembly.
AUGAUCAAGCAGGCGUCGUGGUCCCAGAGUUCAGCGAGCGAAGGGCCACAUGGGGGCAUCGGGGAAUACGCGAUCUACAUGAAGAAAGCCAUGACGCAAUUGCAGAUCACGGCCUGCCACAUGGAAGCGUCACGGGCGGUGACGGACAUCAAGGUUGAGGAGCUCACCGCGAUGAAAGAAAAGCUGGACAUGCACCUCGUGAUCGUGGAGCAGGGUCGCACGUCCACCACCGACGAGAGGAUGGCCAAGUGCGAGAUGAUCAGGUCAUUCGUGGGCGACGGCGACAGCAGCCAGAAUAAUGCGGGCCAGCGCGAGCGCAAGUGGACGAAAGACCCGUCUAAGUGCAUCGACUACGACAAGCUCGACAUGGACAACCCCGAG